ACACACACACACACAGGGAGGGAGAGAGAGAGAGACUGACUCUUCAUCCCCCAUCUCGUGCCUCGUUCUCGUCACCUCCUUUCCUCGUCAAUUCGGCAAGGGACGAGGAAGCCGGCUGGCCGGUCCAGCUGGAUGAGAGACGGAGCGGAGCAGCAGCAGCAGCAGCAGCGGCGGCGGCAGGGGGCCACGGGCAGCAAUGAGCGGGGGGCGGUGGCAGAGAGGAACGGGGUCGACCCCGGGCAGAUCCGGGCCACUCCUUUGGGGGAUCCCUCCGCUGGGGGGCUGGUGGAGUCGGUGGACCCCGGCAGGCAGAGUGAGGGCGAGUGCCGGCGGAGAGCUGGGGACAAGGACGAGCGAAGGUACUCGGCGGGAAUGAGGCAUUCCAGUGAGCCCUCACACGGCAGACGGGAGUUCCAGACACACUGGCAGAUGGGCGGCCACAUGCGAGUGUACGGGGGCAGCAAACCUCAGACGGCAGCCACGAGCCCUGCGUUCGCCACGCACUGGGGGGCCGAGCCCCCCGGCUGGAGCCGCUUCGCCUUGGCUCGAAGCCCCCGGAUCUACCCGGCACCCUACUACCACCCGGCUCCACACGCCGGAUACAGCUAUGCUGCGGUGCACCAUGCCAUACCGCCAUACGCGGCGAGCAACCACCCUCUGGCGCCCCCAAGCCCCAGCGCUACAAGCAGCACCAGCGGCAGCAACAAUGGGGGCGGCGGCGGCGGUGGUGGGAGCUUUGGCGACCACCUGAGCAAGACCAACCUGUACAUCCGUGGCCUCCUCCCCAACACCACUGACCAGGACCUCAUCAAGCUCUGCCAGCCGUACGGGAAGAUCGUUUCCACGAAGGCAAUACUGGACAAAAACACCAACCAGUGUAAAGGGUACGGCUUUGUGGAUUUCGACAGCCCAGCCGCAGCCCAGAAGGCAGUGUCGGCCCUCAAGGCCAAUGGUGUACAAGCACAGAUGGCCAAGCAACAGGAACAGGACCCAACGAACCUCUACAUCUCCAACCUGCCCAUGUCCAUGGAUGAGCAGGAGCUGGAAGGCAUGCUCAAGCCGUACGGCCAGGUCAUCUCCACGCGCAUCCUCCGUGACGCCAACGGCACGAGCCGCGGGGUCGGAUUCGCUCGAAUGGAGUCCACGGAGAAAUGUGAGGCGGUCAUACAGAAUUUCAACGGGAAGUUUAUCCAAAUUCCUCCCGGAGUUCCAGUCCCUCCAGAACCGCUGCUGUGCAAGUUUGCUGAUGGGGGACAGAAAAAGCGACAGAACCAAAACAAGUACACGCAGAACGGCAGGGCCUGGCCCAGAGAGGGCGAGACUGGAAUUGCGGUGACAUACGACCCCACAGCGCUACAGAAUGGUUUUUAUCCAUCGCCGUAUAGCAUCGCGGCAAACAGGAUGAUCGCACAGACAUCAAUGGCACCCUACAUUGCAUCGCCUGUUUCCACCUACCAGGUCCAGAGUACAUCCUGGAUGCCCCAUCAGCCAUACGUCAUGCAGCCCACGCUGGUUUACAUGGAGCAAUCCGGCAGGAGAAGCCUUCAGAGCAACGGCACGGUGCUGACGCCCCCCAUGGACUCAGCCAUGUCCAUGCAGCAGGCCGGCAUGAUGGGGCCACUCGCGCAGCAGAUGUCACACAUGUCCCUCGGCAAUGCUGCCACUUAUAUGCCAGCGGGCGGACCCGUGCAAGGAACAUACAUCCCACAGUAUACCCACGUGCCUCCCACGCCAACCAACAUGGAGGACCACAGUGGACAGCAUCAGCAGCCCAUCUCUGUGGAGACAGUACAGGACCAUGCUGCCUACUCCUACCAGCAGGGAAAGUGACAGGGAGGAGCUAAGAGAUUAACUUUUCAAAAGGAAAUGAUGAUGUGUGUCCUGAGGAAGGCCUUUAGUGCAGCAAAUGUCUACGCAGAAGACGACAUGCAUCUGUGGUGUGCACAAGCUGCAAGCGGGACUUUUCCUUUGACUAAAAAUGUUCUCGUGACUGCUAUUUUGGGAUGAGUUCUUUUAAAGAACAUAAAUCCAAUGGCUGACCUUCAGAUUCCUUUAUUUUGCUAUGGAAGAAUUAUUUUUAAAUGAGAAUCUGUCAAAAAUUGUUAAAUGUUUGGUUUGCGCAUGACAAGUGAAAAACAAAUACAUGUGAUUGGAUCGAAUGGUAGCGUUUGUUUGGAAGAAUUGAAACGAGGACAAAAUUAAAUGCAUUAGUUCUUCACAUAGAUUUUUGUUGUUACAGUUAUGUCUUCUUGUAAGGUUUUUGUAAUACAUUUUAUUUAAAAACAAAUGAGUUAUAUUGUCUGGCAUAGAAAUGAGCGCAAUUGUGUAGAUGUUAAUGUAACCCUAUUUGUUUAGGAGAGCCGUUCGUGUGCAUUUUUUUUUUAUAUUGUAGGGUUUAAUUGGUUUAAAAAUAUUUUUUCGCUGGCCUUAAUAUUUCUGACAUUUUUCAACGAUGUAUUAAGAAAGGAAAAAAAAUCACUCACGAUCGGCAUUGGCGGUUGUAGAUGUUACUGCGUCAUUGGGUUGUGAUGUGGGGAGGGUUUCGCAUUCGAGGUUUAGAGGGGGCCGAUUCAGCUUUUUUUGAGACUUACGCGAGAAAAGGAUCUUCAUUUUUGGAAGAUUCACCUUUUUGCUGGAUUAAUUUCAAUUGCAAAUUGUAGAAUUUUAGAAUAAAUGUUUAGAAAUGCUUUUAAGAUCUUUUUUGGGAAAAAUGCUUUGAGUCAACACAAUUUUUUGUACACUCAAAGGAGAAAAACAAUGGUAAUGUUUGAAAAGUCGGUUUCAUGAGAAACGGUGUUUUUUGCAUUUGAAAGGGGUGGCAGCAGUAUUGGAUGAGAAAAAAACGGUUUUUAAAAAAAAUAUGGAAUUUGAAUGCUUUUUAAUCGUAAUGUAAAAACGUGGGCACUCUGAGUUAGCCGCUGGGUGUUAUUUAAGAAGGCAUAUUGUGUGGGUGAUUUGAAAUGCCUUGAAUACAGCAUCCGAUGGCAUGGCGUGUCCAGUAAUGAUUUGAAAAGGAUAUUUUUCACCGGUUGAGUGGGAUUAAAAAUAUGAGUGGGAUAUCUAUUAGAGAGACUUGGUUAUACGGAGUACCAAAGAUGAACAAACCAAUUUCAUGUUCAUGAAAUGUUGCUUUGUUAUUAAAAAAAAAGAACUAUUCUCUUUUGUUCUUUUAGAUUGGCCAGACCAUUUUUUUGUCUCUGUUUUAAUUUUUUAUUUUGUUUGGUUGAGUUAUGAAGGUAUAGUUACUACACGUGGUCACACAAAAUACAUUUGAAGCUAUGAAAUGUUUUUUUUAUUUGCUCCAAAAAUAAACGGCUUUGAAUGCUGCACAGUCCUCUUAAUUUGUAACAACCUGAAGAUUUUACUUUCUUGUAACGACUUGGUGGUUUUUAAUUUUUUAUUUAUAUUACAGCUAUCAUGGUAUAUCUACCUCAGGUUGUGUUAUUGGUUAUCAUGUUUGCCGGCUGUCUGACUUGUGACAAUCAACCAAAAGCAACUGGGUUGUGUUUUUUUAUCUUUAGUUAUGAAAUACAGGUUGUUUCAUAGCUUCAAAUCGUCUUCGUGGAAUGAUUUAAUUUUCAGAUCUUGAAUUGUUAACAUGCAAUUUGAUUUUCUUGUAAAUCAUGGAACAAAUAUUGAGUGGUUUGAUGCGGCUGGGCAACACUGCUGUCUGGGACAACUGAAGGCUUGUUGAGAUGUAUGCAGGUUCUUUGGUAUAUCCAUUAAAAGAUUAAUUAUUGAUGGUGGUGUUCAUCUCCAAAGAUGGUUGUUGCUGAAAGUAAUGUUUUUUUGUGAAUGGAAAAUACAAAGAACACGGUUAAAGCUAUCAAUAAAAACCUCUGCAAAAGCCCAAACCAUACCUUUCAGACAGCAGUGUAACGUUGACUCGUCUAAAUUAAUACAUUUCUAACUUGUCGUGCUUUUAUUUUUUUGAGAGAGAAAAAAUCUCCUGUUCCAUCUCAUUUUACAGCCAUGAAAUAAGUUAAAAAAGAUUAUAAUUUAUGAAGAGACUUUUUUUGUACAAAUACUCAUAGAGAUGUCUAUAUGGUCAAGAGAUUUUUUUUAUUAGUUUUUUUUCCGUGCCACAAACUUGCCAGAAAGGUGAUCUUUGUCCAUUUUUUGGUCUCUUCCUCCUGUGUCUAUUUGUUAUUCGUUUUCCUUUGCUGGGAUUUGCUGUAGGUAGUAGUAGUGCACGUUUAUGUAGAAAGUCUGCAAGCUCACUUUGACACAGUUGUCAACCUUUGACAUUUUUUAAAUAAAAAAAAUGGUUGCAGUAACAAUCUGUUGAAAUGUUUGUUGUUCGUUGUGGGACAUUAAAUACAGGAGCCUCCUGAAGAAAAUCAUGACUUGGUGAGUAUUUUGUCAAACAUGGAUGUCUGUUAAAUAGAGGUUUCUUAAAUAAAGCUGAUUAAAUACC
Molecule: messenger RNA, 4417 nt
Organism: Petromyzon marinus (sea lamprey)
Lineage: Eukaryota; Metazoa; Chordata; Hyperoartia; Petromyzontiformes; Petromyzontidae
Product: RNA-binding motif, single-stranded-interacting protein 1-like
Cellular component (GO): ribonucleoprotein complex
Molecular function (GO): RNA binding
Source: RefSeq, a predicted model, not a curated record